CAGUAUCUGGAUCCGUAAAAUUAUCUUUUUAGUCCAAAGCGACAAUUGAAUUCUUUACCUUAUUUUCACACAACACGAUCUUUACGAGCUUCUCCUAAUAAAUUGAAUGAGUCACACUCACACGCUCACACCCCUCAACUCCUCUUGAAUGACAUUUAUGAAUUACUAUAUAAGUAACCUCUGAUGUGAGAUUUUUCACAAAUCAGAGGAAUUGAAAAUGCUUCCGUCGUUUUUGAGCCUCACUUCUCUAUACGCCAAUUACCUUCGGCGCUGUUUCACCGGCGCGGGUCUAUCAUCGCAAACGGUGAACGUGGAUCCCGAAACGACGGUUCACUUUUGGGGUCCAACAAAGCAAACCACAGGAAAACCUUCCCUGGUUCUGAUCCACGGAUUCGGACCAGCGGCAAUUUGGCAAUGGCGUCAACAGGUGAAGUUCUUGGCACCUCACUUCAACGUGUACGUUCCAGACCUAAUAUUCUUCGGAGAAUCGACGACGAAGUCGAGCGAGAGGAGCGAGAAGUUUCAGGCGGCGUCGGUGGGGAAACUGUUGGACAGGUUGGAGGUGAAGAGGUGUCACGUGAUUGGCACGAGCUACGGUGGGAUGGUGGCUUACAGUUUGGCGAAGAUGUUGGGGGAAGAGAGGGUUGAGAAAGUGGUGAUUGCGAGUUCAGGUGUGAACAUGACGAGAAGUAGCAACGUUGCUUUGGUUCAGAGGUCUGAAUUGGAGAAGAUUGAAGAUCUCAUGUUGCCUACUAAGCCCCAACAAUUGCGCAAAUUGCUGUCACUGUCCGUUUACAAACCUCCCCAAAUUCUUCCUGAUUUUUUCCUCAGAGAUUUCAUUCAUAAAUUAUACGCAGAACAUAGAAAGGAAAAGAUGGAGCUUCUAAAAGGGAUAUCCAUCGGAAGGGAUGAUACUUCAAAAAUUUCACCUCUUCAGCAGGAGGUUCUCAUUGUCUGGGGAGAACAAGACCGGAUAUUUCCUGUGCAAUUGGCUCGUGAACUGAAAGAGGUAAUUAGUGAGAAGACAAGAUUGGAAUUGAUAACGGAGGCAUCCCAUGUGCCUCAACUGGAAAAACCAGGAGAAUUCAACAACAUUGUUCUAAAUUUCUUACAAGCGCGUUCUUGAUUAUUUUUUAUGAGCACUUCCGGUAGACAUUAAACAUUAAUGAUAUUUCGUCUACAUCAUAAUUUUUGUAAAGAUAUUACCAUUCUGAAGAUUUAGCUUUUGAUUAAAAAUAAUUAAUGCUAUUUAUUAGGAUUUUGGACAAA
Messenger RNA from Abrus precatorius (Indian licorice), 1269 nucleotides. RefSeq names its product 2-hydroxy-6-oxononadienedioate/2-hydroxy-6-oxononatrienedioate hydrolase 1. Lineage: Eukaryota; Viridiplantae; Streptophyta; Magnoliopsida; Fabales; Fabaceae. The transcript is spliced from 4 exons. The coding region runs from base 218 to 1126 and encodes 302 amino acids. The record is from RefSeq and is a predicted model, not a curated record.